UUUUAUUUUCGUGGGGAAGUUUAGUUUUUAGUUUUUAAAACAAUCAAUUUAUGGUAGAAAUGCUUAAAAUUAAUGAGUAAUUUUGCGAAAUAAUUAAAAUUUUAAAGCUGCGCUUCAAAAUGAUAUAAAAUUUAUAAAGAAUUUCCAAGUAAUAGUGUGAAAAAAAAGAAAACUAAGUGCAAAAUCAAGAAGUGAAAUUCUGUCGACGCUCUGGCCUUUCCCUAUACCCAAAGAGAAAAAAUAAACGGCGCCAUUUUAAGCAAAUGCAAUGGUAUUGCUGUUCCAAUACUAAAAUAUUAAUAAAAAGAAAAAGGUUUAUUAUUAUACCUAAGAAAACGUGAAAUAAAUAAAUAAAUGUUUAGCGAACUGCAGCAUACAUGAAACAAUAAUUGUGAAAUUGUUCUCCAAUAAAUAAUGAGCACAUUGAAUGAUUCAAAAUCAAGGAAUGUUUUGGAAUCGCAGCAUCAGCAUAGAAAAGAAUCCUCAUCAAUACCAGAAAAUAAAAAUGAACAUGAGAGCCCACAAAAAGAUAAACAUAAGAAAAGACAUGAGAAGAAGAAAAACUGUAGCAACACAGCAUCAUCAGGUUCAGCGACAACGAAUAGCAGCAGCAGCAGUAGCAGUAACAGCAGUCACACCAGCAACAGCAGCAGCAGCGUUAGUAAUUUAUCAAAUAUUGCAUUAGCCACACAAUUCAGCAUACAACGCACUGAUUCUGAUGGUUGUCUGCGCAUGAAGAUAUCCGCCAUUAGACCCACAGUUACAGCUGUUCAAAAUAUUAAGCCCCCAUUGGCAAAGACCACAAGGCAGGAAGAACAGAAAUCUGUAUCGGCCCUUAGCAAUAAAAGUUCAGAAUCAAUCAAAUUGAAAAUUUCAUCCCCACCACCAACACCAACACCAACCCCAUCAUCAACACAAAAUCAACAAAAAUACAAACAAGCACAACAGCAGCAAGAAAAACGAAUAAAGUCUGAAGAAAAAAUGAAAACUUUAGUGAGUACCGCAACCACGCCGGUGACAGCAAAAGCCCUGUCUGUCAUUGUUAGUCCACGUUCAGCCGCAAUUAAAGAGAAAAAUGAAUUGUCGCUAACAUCGUUAAUACCGGUACUGGCAACUAACACCACCAUGUCGGGCGGUGGUGUAGGAGAUAGUGAUGUUACAGAUUCUGGAUGUUCAGAGGCUACAAAUACCACAAAUGCAACCACAGGCCCUGAGAAAAUAUCCAAGCGUAAAGUUAAACGCAAAAAAUCUGUCAUAAAAGGUGUUAUUGAGGCCAAAAGAUCGCUGAAAUCAUUGAAAUCGCUGCUGACCACAGCCCAAACAAAUGUCUUUUCCACAGAUUCAGAAGAUGAGCCUUUGUCGCAAAAACUGAAAGCAAAUGUAGCUGCGUCUGCGUGUACUCAGAGAGCUCCGCGUUUGCUGCUUACAGCUUUGGGUGUUAAACAUGUGACUGCCAAUAAUCUAGGCCAUUCCCAUAUAAAUAUGCAGGCCUGUGGUGCUCCAGUUUCUACUGGAACGACUGGAGUUAGCGAUCACAUUGGCUUAUCCAGCAGUGAUAAUGAGUUGCCCAAUGUGCGGGCUGCUGUCGAACGGGUGGUUGAAGAUUCCGAUGAUGAUGAAGAUAGUCCGUUACUGUCGCAUUAUCCCAAAACCAAAACGAAGCAACUACCCCAAUAUCAGUCAACAUUAUUGCAAGAUUUUAUGGAAAAGACCCAAAUGUUGGGUCAAAACACCAAAUCAUCGGAGAGCGAAAAUACCAAGUCGUCGCAAGCGACGACAUCACAAAGUGAGAUAUUAGCUCAGAUCAAUACUAAUUCGCAAUCGGACAGUAUAUCCUCAUCAGCGGCAAGCGUCAAUAAAAAACGUCGAGGAAGACCGAAAAAGCCGGAUAAGCUUGUAGACUUAACCCUAACCAUGAUGUCACCUUCGCACCAUACCAACGCUCAACAAAAAAUUACCUCCUCGAAUAUAAAUGAAUCGGGAGAUUCUGGCGUAGUGUCGACGACUAGUAUAUCAACACAAAGUACAUCACCCCAUCCCUGUACCACACUGGCUUCCGGUAAUGAUAAUUCAGUGUUAUUACAUUCGCCCAGUAAGUCGGCAAAUACAACGGCUGAUAAGCAAGGCGUAGAGUCGACGUCGGAGUCGGCGGCUGCAGCGUCUUGCUCUUCUGCUUCAACAAAACCCAAAAUUGAUAUUGCCUUAUUGGAUAAGCGCAUGUAUGCGACGGAACGAGUGCUAUAUCCUCCACCGAGGAAUAAACGGAGACAAUCGAUGAGUGCGGCCGCUUCCACGGGUGGGGGAGACAAAACACAAAAGAAUGCCACUCACCCAUCCAACCAGCAGCAGAGUGCCACCAAGGACGACAUUCAAUUGGAUCCUGUCUGGCGUAAAAUCGAUGUCAAUCGUAAAUUUCGCCGACCCAGCGUUUGCAGCACCACAGGCUAUAAAAGCGAUGGUGAUGAACGCUUUAGAGAUCGUUCCUCUAAAUCUACGGUGUGCAGCAAAAUCUUGGCUGCCAAAAGUGGUUACGUUUCGGACUAUGGCUCAUCUUCGUUUCGCGUCUCGAAACAUACAAAACACUCCCAUAAUUCUGGCUACAAAAGCGAUGCGAGUUGCAAAAGUCGCUACAGCACAAAAAGCUGCGCUUCUCGGAAAUCUCGUGCCAAAUCUUGUGGUUAUCGAAGCGAUUGCAAGGAAAGCAUAUUGGGAGGUACUUCGAAAUCAUCCAAGUUUCGCAGAAAAAGGAGAUCUUCAAUUAUGCCCAAGUCAAUAGGUUCGCUCAAAGACGAACAAGACAUAUUGCAAUUGGCUGGUUUGUCCUUGGGUCAAAGCAGUGAGGAAUCCAAUGAGUAUGUCUGCAAGCCAUCGCUGGAGAAGCUGCCCACUACCAGUGCCUCGAAGAAAUAUGGUGAAAUCAAUCGCUACAUAGCUACGGGAGAGUACUUUGGCCGGGGUUCCUCCGGCAACAGUCAUCAUAAUUCUCACAAGUCUUUCGCCAGUUUGAGCAACAGCAAUCAGGCGAAAAUCUUUGACUUGUCCAACGAUCUUCCACCAACUCCUGCCAAACUGUCAUUGCAUCAGCGUAAGAACUCCACCACUUCUGAAUUUGCUCACGAUUUGCUACAACUGCCGGGAUCCCAUCAUGCGGCGAGAAAAAUAAAGUCGCGUAGAUCAUCGGUGGCAAGCUAUUGCAGCUCCUUUUAUUCGGUGGGCACCACCAAGAUGCGCAAACGGCGGCGACGAAAGCUGUUUCGUUCUCAUAACUCAUCGUCGAGUAAAAAUGCCAUUGUGGACUCGAAAUUAUUAACUGAAAUAGAAAUACUCACAAACACAUUUUCAACGAGAUGUAGAAUUCAAAGUUCUGGGGUCUCCGAAAAAACAACAGGUUCGGUUACUGUUGGUGGUAUUUUAUCACAAAAGGAAAAAUUGAUGGCUGAGGCGACAAAACUGAAGCAAAGUUUUGCGGCUGCUGCAGCAGCGCAAGCGGUAGCAUCUACAUCCAGUGCCUCAGUAUCAAUGGGCAAAAGAGAUGCAAGGGACAAGAAGUCUUUGAAAAAGCGUAAGAUGUCCGAAAACCUGGAUUUUGCCAUGCUCUCGGCCAGAGCAGAAGGAGGUAGUGGUAUGGCCCCAUCUAGUGGAUCGGGCCAGGGAACAUCUUCGAAAAGAAGGCACAAAAAGGCCAGUAGUUCUAGUCCGGAUGAUCACAAGUUGCCAUUGAAGAAACGCCACUACCUUUUAACUCCCGGCGAGAAACCCAGCGAUGUUGCAGUGGCCGUGGCCGCUAAAUUAUUCGCUAACAAUUCCGAGGCAUGGGCCGCAGCAGCAGCCGCUGCCAAAUCUACGGCCAACACAAAAUCUCAGCAACAAUUCAAUGCAAAGACGGCUAAGGCCAAUCUAACUCCCAAGAAACGGCAUCUGCUGCAGCAGCCCCCACAUUCUCUUAGUGAAGACUCGAAUAGUAAUAAGACUGCAAGCACUCUCUCUCCACUGAGGGUAGCGGUUGGCGACUCCAAUUCCAUAAGUGGCGGUAAGUUGUUGGACAUAAGUCCACAAUCACUGAACAGUCUCAAGCAAGUCACCGAGGCAGUGCACAAGAAAAGGUCACGUUUGGAAGGUUUGGUUUCGCGCAUUGCCAUUAACCACCAUGGAGAGGAUGUGGUGACAUGUGCUAGACAAAAAACACCGCUGUCUUCGGUGCUGCAAAUAGAAUCGGAGUCUUCUUCUUGUCCUCCACCGGGAGUCUUCGAGCCUUCGGUAGAAUUAGAAAUACAAAUACCGCCCAUGGCUAAACUAACAGAUGCCACUACUGGUAUUAUCACUAAAUCGGAGGUUGAUUCACCCCUUUUGUUGGACAUGAACACGGACUCGGCGCAAAGAAUGCAAGGCCAACGCGUUGUGGAAUCGCUGCUAAAUAAAACCGGCGGCAAUUUGUUGUUAAAAAGAAAACGCAAGAAAAUCAAUCGCACUGGCUUUCCCACAGUGCGGCGUAAGAGACGCAAGCUGCAAGAUAGUUUGAUAUUAGAUGCCACAACCGAUUGUGGCGAAUGUGUGCAAAUGGCAGAGGAACUCUCCUCGCCCAUUAUUUCCAAAGCAGCGACAGUUUCAGCCACCACAACUAUCGAGAGAAAAGAGGAUAGUGCUGCAGUGCAACCAAAGCAUUGUGAUAGAGUACCACAAGAGGGGGAAACAUCUCAAACCUUUCUGGAGCGAAACAAUAGAACACCUCGUCUCUCGGUGGUGGCACUGGAAAGAUUACAAGAAUCUCCUAUGAACAGUAAGGAAAGAAGUGAGCAAACCUCUGCACCGGCGGCAAACGAGAAACUUUUGGAACAAUCACCCUCCACGCCCAGGUCAAGACAUACACGUCGUGAAUUCAAACGAAAGUUGGAUAAAGAGGAUAAAUCCUCUACGACAAGCAAAGUGACUGAAGCAACAAGUUGGCAAAACGCCAUACCAGCAAGUGCCGAAAAACGUAUGCCUUCCACAAAGAAAUCGGAGCCAUCGAAACCGUCGAAUGAGGAAAGCAAAUCUCAAGCUUCCAAAUCAUCCAAAAAGUUGUCAUCAGCAGAAGCGGAAGAAGAAGACAACAAACCUUUGGCUUCGAGAGCAAGGCGUUCAAAACUCAUCAAAGAAACCAAAUCGAUUAGACCUAAAACACCUCCGCCACCUCCUCCACCUGCAACUGGUCAAGUUCGAAAGCAAUCAUCUGUCUCAAAGACGGUAAAAUCUCUGCUUGAUGCGAACAUCAAACUCCCAGCUGGCAUAGAUCCUAGUACGUUGCUAAGUUGCAAAAUAAAACUUAAGCGACGAAAUUCCAUACAUCCCAUGAUUAUGUCUCAAAAGUGUACACCGGCUGUAGCAAAGGCUCCUCCUCCUAUCCCGGCACCAAUUGAAAUAAUUCGAACACCAGAAGAGAUAGAAAGGGACGCCAAAGCCGUCGAUUGCAAUGUCAACUACGAGGAGCAUGAUGUUUUGCCUUUGAAAGAACGCCAAUACCGGGUAAAUGGAGAGACUGAUCACAGUGAUACCAGUGACGAGAAGUUAUCCACAUCCUCCAAGAAAAUGAAAAUAGGCAAAAAGACCUAUCUACCAGCCGGUUUAUUUUCAGACUACUACAAAGUCGCUCAGGUAGCAACCACAAAAAGAGCCUACAACAAAAAAGAUUCUUUUGAGAAAAAAUCCGAAAGUGAAAAUAAACCUCAGCCGGAGGUUAAGGAAACUAAAGAUGGCUCCGAGGUAGCUAUCAAGCCGACAUUACCUCCCCCUCCGUAUUGUGAGAAAUACCUGCGGCGCACACAAUACGAUUUCGAAUUGCCCUAUGAUAUUUGGUGGGCCCACACCAACUCUAAACUGCCCUCUCGCAUAACAGUGGCAUCUUGGAAUUUUCGCAAAAUACGCACCAACAUGUAUGCCGAAAAUGUGAAACCUCCUCCCGUGGCAGCCUAUGACCAUCCCAUGUGCAAUUGCAAACCAGACAUGGGUUGUGGUGAUAAUUGCCUCAAUCGCAUGGUCUACACCGAAUGUUCCCCAACCAACUGUCCCACUCGUGAUAAAUGUCAAAAUCAGAAAAUACAAAAACAUGAAAUUGCUCCCGGCGUAGAAAGAUUCAUGACCGAGAAUAAGGGUUGGGGCGUACGCACCAAAUUACCCAUACCCAAGGGUACCUACAUUUUGGAAUAUGUUGGAGAAGUUGUCACCGAACGCGAAUUUAAAGAUCGCAUGGCCACCAUAUAUCUAAAUGAUACCCAUCACUAUUGUUUACAUUUGGAUGGUGGUUUGGUAAUUGAUGGUCACCGCAUGGGCAGCGAUUGCCGUUUUGUCAAUCAUUCUUGUGAGCCGAAUUGUGAAAUACAAAAAUGGUCAGUAAAUGGCUUGUCUCGCAUGGCUUUAUUUGCCAAACGGCCCAUUACGGAGGGCGAAGAAUUGACCUAUGACUACAAUUUUUCUUUGUUUAAUCCCUCGGAGGGUCAACCAUGUCGAUGUAAUACACCUCAUUGCCGUGGCGUCAUUGGUGGUAAAUCGCAGCGCAUCAAACCGUUACCAAUAGAGCCAAAGGCUACCAUUGAACCAACACCUAAGAGCGGAGAUGCCAAAGGUCGCCAGAGAAAACGCAAAGCAAAAAAGAAUACUCAACGACAGGCAACCAAAGUUGUGGCAACACCUACUCGCAUGCAACCCUUAUCAGAAAAGGAAAAGAAACUUGUUUUGAAAUAUUCCAUAUUUUUGGUACGAAAUUUUGAGAAAAUACGUGCCAAAAAACGCAACCGCAAAGCCUUAGAUAGGAGCUGCGAUUCAAAAUCGCAAACUCCCAUAGCGACGACCCCAACUCCAGCAUCUAGUCCAAGUCCCGUAAUGCCAGGUGCUAUAACUCAAAGACGCCCCUCCACCCCAGCAUCAUUGGCUGCUCAAAUAACGGCUCUGUGCACAGCUAGAAGCAUAAAGACCCGCGGUCUUACCCUAGCAGUGCAAGAUCCUGAAUUGGAUAAAAUGGCCAAAAUGGCAAAAGUUUUACGGGAUAUUUGCACUAAUUUAGAAAUGGCUAAAAAUCCCGACAAUACCCAACAGUCUCUGGUGGCUAUCACACUUUUGCCAUCUGCUGGCAUGAAUAGCAAUAAAAAGAAGAAAGCCUCAAUGAAGAAUCAACAGAAGGUAGAAGUAACUGACUUCAAAGGAAUUCAAAGUAACGUUGAGCAAGGCUUCUACAAACUCCCUGCAGAAUUUAAUGCUGAUAUGGUGAAGUUACUGAAAGAAACAAGACUAACGUUAGAGAAAAACCACGAGUCGAGCAAAUUGGGUCACGUGGAAUUGCUGGAAAAAGAAUUUCAGGAGGAAAAACAAAAACAAUACACAACAUUAUUGGAAAUACUAGGAGAUGAAAUGUUGUUGAAAGAUUUCAAGCCAAUCGUAAAUGCUGUAGAGCAUGAGCCACAGGAAUAUGUCAAACGAAUAGAGCAACAUCCAGGCGCCAACACCAGUCUGGACACUUCAUCUGCACAUACUGAGGAUAUAAUACGUUGCAUUUGUGGCCUUUUCAAAGAUGAGGGUUUAAUGAUCCAAUGUGCUCGCUGUAUGGUAUGGCAGCACACGGAAUGUACUAAAGCCGAUGUAAAAGCUGAAAACUAUCUCUGUGAACGUUGUGAGCCGCGUAUUGUCGACAGAGAGAUACCUUUGGAGGAUUUCACCGAAGAAGGUCAUCGCUAUUAUCUAACACUAAUGCGUGGUCAAAACUUGCAGGUGCGGCAAGGUGAUGCUGUCUAUGUUCUACGCGAUAUACCUGUUAAGGAUGCUGCUGGCAAUGUUGUACCUUUGAAGAAGCACACCUACGAGACAAUUGGCGAAAUUGAUUACAACGAAUGUGACAUCUUUCGCGUCGAGCGUUUGUGGAAAGAUGGCAAGGGUAAACGUUUUAUAUUCGGUCAUCAUUUUCUGAGACCGCAUGAAACAUACCACGAACCCUCGCGUAAAUUCUACCCCAACGAAGUGGUACGUGUGCCGCUGUAUGAAGUUGUCCCCAUCAACCUGGUCAUAGGUCGCUGUUGGGUCUUGGAUCGUACAACAUUCUGCAAGGGUCGACCGAUUGAAUGCAACGAUGAGACGCACUGUUUUAUUUGUGAACUGCGCGUGGAUAAGUCGGCAAGGUUCUUUGCGCGAACCAAAACAAAUCAUCCGACUUGUACAAAAAGUUAUGCAUUCCGAAAAUUCGAGGAGAAGUUAAAGAUAGCUAAGACAUAUGCGCCUCAUGAAGUAGAUCCAUCAAUGUUGAAAUCCAAAAAACAAAAGACUGAAAAUGAAUCACCAAGCCUAGCGACAAGUUCAACUACAGCUACUGGAAAUGCUGGUGGUGGAUCUUCAAAGAAGGAAACCAAUAAACUAUAUCAAACUCCCACAAAGAAACGUCAAAAUAGCACCAGUCCAGCUACAAUAACAAUUUCGACGACCACAAAUUCAACGCCAGUAAUGAGCAUCAAGGAAAAACGCUCGCAUUUGGAAACUGUAUUAAAAGUACUAAAAACACGUUCUAAACAUUUAAGUACAGGCGGCAAUGAACCUCCCUUAGAUCUGACGUACCUAUUAUCGGGACGUGGAGCUCGCCAGAGAAAAACUCCACUCGCUAUAAGAAAAGAUUUUGUGUAAAAGGAAGUUUAAAAGAAAAAACAAGAACAAAGGAAAACAAACAUGAAAACUAAAGAGCAUUGUAAUGUUCUGAGGAUUCUAAACAUCACAUGCAGAAUUUGCAAAAGAAAAAAAAUUGUUAAAUAUUUUGUAUUAUAUAUAUUGAUGGAAAACACUAACAACUAAACCUAAUUUAUACACACUAUAGAACAAACUAAUGAUACACCAGCUUCAAUUAUAAUAUUUCUAACCACAUGUUUUACCCUAGCCAUUACAUAUUAAUGUAUAAAUGAGGAAGAAAACAGAGCGUUUAACAUAGGACAUUGUAAAUUAUACGAACUUUUUUAAA
Molecule: messenger RNA, 8965 nt
Organism: Stomoxys calcitrans (stable fly)
Lineage: Eukaryota; Metazoa; Arthropoda; Insecta; Diptera; Muscidae
Gene: ash1
Product: histone-lysine N-methyltransferase ash1
Exons: 6
Coding region: 415-8637 (2740 amino acids)
Cellular component (GO): nucleus
Molecular function (GO): chromatin binding; protein binding; histone methyltransferase activity
Source: RefSeq, a predicted model, not a curated record